Molecule: messenger RNA, 1668 nt
Organism: Penicillium antarcticum
Lineage: Eukaryota; Fungi; Ascomycota; Eurotiomycetes; Eurotiales; Aspergillaceae
Exons: 2
Coding region: 1-1668 (555 amino acids)
Biological process (GO): transmembrane transport
Cellular component (GO): membrane
Molecular function (GO): transmembrane transporter activity
Source: RefSeq, a predicted model, not a curated record
AUGGCAUCCUCAGACCGUGUUGAUCCCAUUGGCCCCGUCGAGGCCAAGUCCCAAGACAAGACCCAUCAAGUCCAGACCGAUGAAAUGUCGGUGACAAACGAAGAUGAUCGCGAUUUGCUGAACUUGGGUUAUCGUGCAGUAUUGGCACGUGGCUGGGGGUCAUUUGACAAUUUCGCCUGCUCCUUCUCGGCCUUGUACUGCAUUGGGGGCAUCCGUGUGUUGUUCUACAUUGCCUUGAGUGGAGGUGGGCCAGCCGCGAUAUGGAGCUCCUGGAUUUCCGGCAGCAUUCUCUCGAUCAUCACCGCCGCUUGCCUCGCUGAAGCUUGCUCGAGCUACCCCGCCGCGGGGUCGAUUUACUACUGGGCAUUCCGAUCUUGGGGUGGUGGCCGCGUUGGUCGCUUUGUUUCUUUCCUCGUUGCUGCGUGGACUUUGGUUGCUUGGACCGCUUUCUUGGCCAGUGACUCGUUUGGUGUUGCCAAUUAUCUCGUCUCCGAAGUCGUCGUGUUCAAUCCGGAAACAAGCUUCCCAUAUGAGACGUCCGAUGUACGUGCCCGCGCCGUGGCCUGGGCUUUCUCGCUGCUUUUCUUGGCUAUCGCUACCGCAUUGAAUUUCCUGCCACCACGUAUGUACUCGUGGGUCUUCCGGGCGGGUGUCACGGUUAUCAUCAUCGAUAUGUUGCUCAACUUCAUUUGGCUUCCUAUCGGUGUUUCAAAGACCUAUGGUUUCCAAUCGGCUGAAUAUGUUUUCACGUCCACAUACAAUGGAGGCGGUACAAGUCCCGGCCUCAACUGGGUUCUCUCCUGGUUCUUGGUGGGCAGCUGCCUAGUCGGACAGGACGCGUCGGGCCAUGUCGCAGAAGAGACUGUCUCGGCUAAGAAGGCGGCUGCUAAGGGUAUUUUCUGGGCGACCGUCGCCUCUGCAAUAUGUGGUUUCCCGAUCAUUAUCUUGUUCCUGUUCUGCAUGCCACCUAUCGAGACUUUUUACGAUACCAGUGCGCCCCAGCCAUUUAUCAAUAUGUACGCCAUGGCGCUCGGACCGCAUGCCCAUGUGGUGAUGACCAUCAUCUCAAUGAUCGGAGCUAUUCUGAAUACUUCGAUCUCCUUGGUGGCUGUCUCCCGACUGGUCUUCGCCGUGGCUCGCGACGGUGUCUUCCCAUAUAGUGAUGUGCUGUCCCGUGUCUCGAAAUCGAAGCAGCCCCACAACGCAGUCAUCUUCAUCGCAACUAUUGCCGCUCUUCUGCUUUGCACACAGCUCCCGUCCCAAGUGGCCUUCUCUAGUUUGAUCUCGACCUCCGCUGCUGGUUCACUCGCAGCAUAUGGUCUGGUUGGCAUUGGUCGGGCUUUCAUCACUCGCAAGACCUUCCGCCCGGGUUUCUGGGACUUGGGUCGGUUUGGUGUUGUGGCUGCCGUUGUCACUUUCAUCUGGAACGGGUUCGCCUUCGCCGUGUUGUGUGCGCCGACCUACUCAAACCGCGAGAUCGAUGCUGACUCAAGUCUGUUCAACUACGCCAUCGUCAUCAUGGGUGGUGUCACUAUCCUCGCGAUCGCUGAAUGGUGGCGCAAGUCGAAUGAUAUUUGGUUCAAGCACCUCAAGGUCGCUGACUCGGAUUCUGAGGUCAACCAGCCCAUCGAGCGGGAUGAGAACAAGGACGCUUCAGUGUCGGUCUGA